AUGUCCGAUCCCCCACCUGAUACCCCAGCACCUGAUAACCAGGCUCAGCAGCCACCACCACCGACCCCUGCGCCCACAAGUUUUUUGCAAGCCAUGGCAGAGCUGAAUCGCCAGUAUCCUCCUUCUCAACCUACAGCUGGCCCUAGUGGCCAAUCCAGUGCCGCAGGCGGCGCGAUGUCACCUAUAAGACCCUUGCCACUGACCUCCGUUCAGUCUGCACCUGCACGGCCAGCUAACCCUGCGCCGACCCCCCAACAGUACAUGGAGGUGGCGUCGAAGGUUACUGCCCACCAUAUGAAGAAUUGGGAGGCUCAUCACAUGGCUCCGGAAGAGUUCCAACACUUCCGACAACUCACUAAAUCGCAAAUCCAGCGCGUCCGCGAGCUGGAGGCCCGCCUGGAACAACAAUUGCCAAACCCGGAGUUGCGUACCGAGCAAGAAUUAUUCAUCAGGCGUAUGGAAUACCGCAUCUACUUCCCUCGGACGUUCAGGAUAAACGACCUCCCUACGGAAAUUAUGGACAACAUUUUCCGGUAUAUCGUUUGGACGUCGGGGGACCAGGUCACUAGUGUCAGGUGGCGCAUGUGGCUCACAUGGGUCUGCCAGCACUGGCGCAGUAUUGCUUUGGCCGACACGACUCUUUGGAACGCGAUAUGGUUCAGAGACCCACCCAACUACGAGAGGUCGUUGCUCUUCUUCGAGCGGGCAGGCCACAGCGCGAUCGACAUCCGCAUCGACGACACCAAGGCCCGUCCGAUGACCUUGCAGGACAUGUCCAAGCUCGUCGACAAGCUGUUCGUCAAGCUCUCCAAUAUCCGACUGUUGGUCAUUGUUGUCCAAGAUUGGGACCCGGCCCUCGUCGUCCUCAAUGGCCUUCGUCGCGUAGCCACUGAGAAUCUUCCGAUGAUCAUGGAGCGCUUCGAACUUCACCGGGAUGGGUCGCCUUACGUCCAAGUGGGAACAGGCUACCACCCCGAGGUCUACGCGAGGCCCAUUCCAUUGUUCGGUGGCGCAUCGGUCCCCACAUUCAACUACCUGUCACUCAAUGGCAUCCACAUCGACUGGAAGAAUUCCAUCCUUCGAAACCUCACCACGCUCGACAUGCGCCGUAUGCCACUCGAGCGCGCACCUAACCUCGCGGGCUUCCGCUCGCUCCUGCAGAAUUGCCCCUUGCUGAAAAAGCUGAUCAUGGACGGCGCCGGGCCCAAGUGGGUCCAGGACCCAGCCAGCGGCCGUCUCCCUCCCGUCCUCCUCCCUGAGCUGCAGGUCCUCGUCUUGGGCGACUUCAGCAUGACGUACGGGUGUUUCUUGUUCUCCCACCUCGCCGUGCCCAAGGUCAUAGACCUGACCCUCAUCAACCUCUUCGGCGACGACUUCUCGCCCUUCUUCGACCUCAUGAGGAACAGCAUGCCACUCGUCAAGAUUCUCACCAUCUUCACGGCAAAGGUCACCCUUACACCCCCGGCUAAGGCCGCCGCGAUCAAGUGGCUCGCGUCCAUGCCCCAAGUAACGUAUCUGCGCCUCGGUAACGUGGAGAAGCCCUUCCUCGACCUCUUCGUCUCUGACGACAAGUUCCGGAGGCUGACGGACAAUUCGCCCCCGCCCAAAAAGAUCGUGUGCCCCAAGAUCGCGUAUCUGGAGUACCAGAACAUCGACACGCCGCUGGUCGCUGACUGGCUCAGGGCACGGAAGAGUAUCAAUGUGCCUUUGAAGAAAGUCUACUUGCCCCCGAGCAUGGCGGCAACUUUCAACAGGGAGAAGUUUCUUCUUCUCAUGUCCAUGUUGGACAGGGGGGGCACGGUUCAGGUGCUGCUCCCGAACAACAAGCCGCCCGAGGAGGAGGCGUUGGCGGCCUAA
This is a messenger RNA of Cyclocybe aegerita, 1857 nucleotides long. Lineage: Eukaryota; Fungi; Basidiomycota; Agaricomycetes; Agaricales; Hemipholiotaceae. The record is from the annotation of a GenBank genome assembly.